AUGGACUUUGGAAUAACUACUACUCGUUGGACUGCCUUUGCAUGCACGGAUAGACAAUUCCUUGCAUCAUUGUCUCCUUUUACUGUUGUAGUAAUCCCUAGCAUCGUCUCUCUUCCGGCUCCGGUGACCUAUCUGAAUGGAAGUCGAACAGAACUCUCGCUCACCUGUGAAGUCUGGCCUCCCACCGCCAACAUCUCGUUUUUCAUAGCUCAUCCUGCCAUCAUGGGCACGGAGGGUGGGAGUCCUCUCUCUCUGUAUCCAAUUUCAUCCGACUCCAAUGGCCUAUUCAGCAUCUCGCGUCGUGUGUCUACACCGCUGAAUGACUCGAUUGGCGGUGGAGUGCCAGCCUUCUCGAACACUUCAGUCAGCUUGACAGUGAGGGGAGGAGGCGUGGGGAGUGGUGGUGGAGGGGACGCGGCCUCGAAGUUGUGGCGUCUUGGAGCAGUUGAUGUGCAUUGCAAGGCGUCGACACAGUUUGGCAGUGUGCUCAGUGCUCCGUUUCGAGUGGUUCAAACGAGACUUCCGGAGCUAUCUACGCCCUCAGGCUUCACCAACACCCGAGUGCAGGAGUUUAUUAGUGGCAACACAGCAUUUGUCAGUUGUCGGAUUCCACCAGACAGUCAGCCUCCACCCAUCAUUCAGUUCUAUCUCAACGACACUCUCAUCACCAAUGCUAGUGAGUUCUUAUUUUCCUCUCCUCCUUGCAUCCUUCGAUGUAGUGUCAUUGAAGGUGACUUGAGUUAA
This is a messenger RNA of Hydatigera taeniaeformis, 744 nucleotides long. Lineage: Eukaryota; Metazoa; Platyhelminthes; Cestoda; Cyclophyllidea; Taeniidae. The record is from the annotation of a GenBank genome assembly.